GAGUGUUAAUGUUAUUGUUAGGUACUUUUUGUUUUCGUGUUCAAUACGGUGGUCGUGUGAUAUUCAUACGGAAUACCCACCGAACGUAACAUGUGUACACCCACCCACCACGCACCGGAACAUUAUCCACCGGAACAACCCAAUCUAAACCCAUAUCUGGCCUUUCAUGAAGCGAAGAAAUUCCAGUCGUCAGCGGACAAAUGGCUGCACAAUUAAUGGUGGUCAGAUGGAAUAGCAUGGACCAUUUAAGUUAGUGGAAAGUAUCAGUAACAACCAUGCCUAAGUCACCCUUUAAAAAGAAGCAUGUGAAGUUUGCCACUGAGGACGAUUAUUUAGCCAUCGACGGAUCAUCCAAUAAAUCAAAUGGAGAAUCGAGUGAGUCAAGCCUACAGUCACAAAAUCAGUUGCAAACAUCUGAGAACCAACGUGGCAAGGCAGAGACUCACCACAAUUUACGCAGCAGGCCGCCCGGUUCCCAGACUUCUGAUAUUGAAAUCAUUGUUGAGAAUGAGGAUGGUGUGAUGCAACCACGCUAUCACCACAAUCACCAAGAUGGCACAUCAGAACACUGCAGUGGAUGUCACAUGUUAGGUCAGACUACUAAACAUCGAGAAAUCGUUACGGAUGAUCUCUCCGAUGACAAUGAUGAGGAGAGUUGUGGAUACAGCCCUCAGCAAGGCCCUCACAUCAUCUUGAUGACCAUCCUGUGUAUUCCAUUUGUGUUUGUGGUUGCGUUAGUUGUGGCAGGGUAUCUGGGGGUGUUAACCUGGUACAACAUCUUCCUUUAUUACUACGAUGAGAGAGGAUGGAUCCACCGCAUCGUCAUCUGCCCUCUUCUCAUCCUGUCCUUUCCACCGGUCAUCUUGGUUGCCGCUCUCUGCAUCGCUGUGUACUCCUCCUUCAAUCAGAUCUCGUGGUACAUGACCUCCUGGAGGACAUCAGUGACCGACUUGGAGAAAGGAUUUUACGCAUGGUUGUGUUUUCGAAUCGGACUCCAAGAAUGUGCUCCGUAUGAGGUGAUAACGUUGGAUGAUGAGGAAGAAGAUGGAUUCGGGAGGACAGUGUCUCAUGCUGUCAGUGCUAUGUGAUGUAUUCAGGGCAAACAUGUCUUAUAAGCCAUUGAGCAGAAUAUGUUGCUAAGCAAAUAUCUGCUUUACAGCCCUUAAAGGGGCAUAUUGCCUUGGAUCGGGCGAGUUGGUCCUUGAAAAGCAUUUGAAACCGCUUAUUAUAUACGGUUGGAAA
Messenger RNA from Asterias rubens (European starfish), 1242 nucleotides. RefSeq names its product transmembrane protein 169-like. The coding region runs from base 276 to 1088 and encodes 270 amino acids. The transcript has 2 exons. The record is from RefSeq and is a predicted model, not a curated record. Lineage: Eukaryota; Metazoa; Echinodermata; Asteroidea; Forcipulatida; Asteriidae.